This is a messenger RNA of Rubroshorea leprosula, 1163 nucleotides long. The record is from the annotation of a GenBank genome assembly. NCBI's taxonomy places the organism in Eukaryota, Viridiplantae, Streptophyta, Magnoliopsida, Malvales, Dipterocarpaceae.
UGGAACUCACAGAGAAGGCAAAAGGAGGUUAAAGAUGGCCACCACCAGAAGGCAAAAGCACAACCUGUGCUCCACAUGUCUCUUCCUGUUAUUGCCAUUACUCCUACAGUUCUAUUCUGGUCAAAGUGAUCUUCAAUUAAACUACUAUGAACAAAGCUGUCCAAAUGCUGAAGAGAUCAUCAAAAAAGAAGUCUUCAAAUUUUACGAUAAACAACCAAAUACAGCUGUUUCGUGGGUUCGAAAUCUCUUUCAUGAUUGCGGAGUUAAGUCCUGCGAUGCAUCCCUUUUGCUGGAAACAGCAAACGGAAUUGAAUCGGAGCAAGAAUCUGGUAGGAGUUUUGGGAUGAGAAAUUUCGAGUAUGUCAGAACCAUCAAAGAGGCCCUGGAGAAAGAAUGCCCCAUGACGGUUUCUUGUGCUGAUAUUGUUGCUCUUUCUGCUAGAGACGGAAUUGCCAUGCUCGGAGGACCACGCGUUGAAAUGAAAACUGGCCGGAGAGAUAGCCGGGAAAGUUACCUGACGGAGGUGGAAACCGCCAUCCCUAAUCACAAUGAGUCAAUGCCAUCUGUACUUUCUACUUUUCAAUCCAUCGGCAUCGAUACUGAAGGAACUGUUGCACUGUUAGGAGCACAUUCCCUGGGUCGAGUCCAUUGCGUCAACUUAGUCCACAGGCUCUAUCCCACUGUUGAUCCAACGCUGGACCCUGAUUAUGCUAAGUACCUGAAGGGAAGGUGUCCUACGCCGGAUCCUGACCCAAAAGCGGUGCUGUACGCUAGGAAGGACCGGGAUACGCCCAUGAUUCUUAACAAUUUCUACUACAAACACUUGUUGGAACACAAAGGACUGCUCUUAGUGGAUCAGGCGUUGGCUUCUGAUCCACUUACGUCUCCUUUUGUGGAGAAGAUGGCCGCCGAUAAUGGGUAUUUCCACAACCAAUUUGCCAGGGCCAUCCUCUUGUUGUCGGAAAACAAUCCGCUCACCGGCGAUCAAGGAGAAAUUAGGAAGGAUUGUCGCUAUGUCAAUCAGUUGGAUUCCUAAUUAAGCAAAACAAACAAACUACCUUGCUAUCGUGUUAAGCAAUAAUUCUCCUGCUUUAGAUAUUAUGGGCCCCAUGGGCCCCAAGCCUUGUAAUAGUUUCUACAUUAAAUAAAAAAGCUCCAAUCCC